Molecule: messenger RNA, 2524 nt
Organism: Musca domestica (house fly)
Lineage: Eukaryota; Metazoa; Arthropoda; Insecta; Diptera; Muscidae
Gene: Fsn
Product: F-box/SPRY domain-containing protein 1
Exons: 4
Coding region: 679-1446 (255 amino acids)
Biological process (GO): synapse assembly involved in innervation; proteasome-mediated ubiquitin-dependent protein catabolic process
Cellular component (GO): synapse; SCF ubiquitin ligase complex
Molecular function (GO): protein binding
Source: RefSeq, a predicted model, not a curated record
AUAAGCCGCCGACGCCUCCGAAAAAAAUCGUUCCGCUUCGUUGUCUGCACACAACUCUAAUAAACAUUUAUUUUAUUUUAGAAAAAUAGAAAAUGCAUAAUCUUUUUAAAAACAAUACAAAUUAUCAGCAACGUCACGUAAUUUCUACCAUUUUCUAAACGGCCGAUAUAAAAGUGCAAACCCAAUUCGGAAGAUAUUGCGGAGUUUUUGUUAGUUGCAAUUGUUUUACUUAGUUUCUGUUUCGUGUGGUGUGUGAGUGAAGUCUGUUGUCUUGUGUGGAUAAAUACUCUUGAAUAGAAAAGGAGUGGGAAAGGGGUAGACGAAGCGACGUUUUAAUAGACGUCGUCAGUAAUAACAAGAAGAAAACAAGGAAAAACGUUGCUGCUGCUACAGUUCCAAAAGCCGUCUAUUGUCAUAUCUUGUAUCUGCUGCCGCUGUUGUUGUUGUUUUUGUUGUGUGUGAGACAACAACGGGACGACGUCAGCUCUGCUCUGCCAACAAACAAAACAAAAAGGAAAUUCGUGUUCAAGUGGACUUCUUUGCAUGCAAAGGAGGAGUAUUUAGCCGAUUGUGUGACCGGUACACAUUCACAUUUUUCCUUUGCGCUAUAUUGUUGCUUUCAUUCAUUCUUGUUGCUGCCGCUUCUUUGCUGCAUUGUUGUCUACGGCCGACUUCAUCAUGGUCGACAAUAUAUCGUCCAUGAUCAAUCACAAUGUCCUGGAGGUUAUAUUUUCAUAUUUGGAUUUAGCUGAUAUACGGAAUUGUGCCCUCGUCUGCCGCAGUUGGAAACACUUUCUGGACGAUGAAAACAGCGAUGUUUGGCGUUCACAUUGUAUUCGAAAGUUGCCCGAAGAAGCCUUGAAAUCCGAUCUAAUGUCAUCGGUGCCCACAUACAAAAUGAAACUGCGGGCAUACUAUCACGCAUGGAAUCCAAAUGAUUGUUCACGAAAUGUAUAUAUUAAACCAAAUGGUUUUACGUUACACAGAAAUCCCGUUGCUCAAAGUACCGAUGCAGCGAGGGGUAAACAAGGUUUUCGUCAAGGACGUCACACCUGGGAAGUGAUAUGGGAGGGACCAUUGGGCACGGUAGCUGUCGUCGGUAUAUCAACAAAAGAAGCAGCAUUACAAUGCCAUGGUUAUGUGGCCUUAUUAGGAUCGGACGAUCAAAGUUGGGGUUGGAAUUUAGUUGAAAAUCAUUUGCUACAUAAUGGAGAUGUACAAGGCAGUUAUCCGCUAUUAAAUAAUGCACCCAAAUAUCAGGUGGGUGAAAGAAUACGUGUAAUAUUAGACUGCGAUGAAAACACAUUAUCGUUUGAAAAAAAUUAUGAAUUUUUAGGCGUUGCAUUUAGAGGACUACCGGGUAAAAAACUAUACCCCACGGUAUCAGCGGUUUAUGGCAAUACGGAGGUCUCUAUGGUUUACCUAGGGCCACCAUUAGAUGGUUAAACAUUAUUGAUUUUUUGUUUAGUUAUUAAGUUUAUAAAGCAAUUUUUUAAACAAAAGUAAAAAAAAACAACAAACAAACAUUCUAUCUGAAAGAAAAAGAAAUCCAACGGCAAAAUUAAAUAAAAAUCCGACACAAGUUCCCAAGAAAAAAAAAAAAACUAUACACAAUUACAAUUUAGGCAUGCAAAAAAGACAAAUUGGACAAGAUCGGUUUUUGGGACACCCAAAUCGCUAAUUUUUCUCCCCUCUCUCCCUCCAACACAGAGUAUACAGUGAAAAGAAAAACCCCCGACAAAAAAAAACAAAAUUAUUUUUAAGUGUAUAAUGAAAGGCCUUGUACUCGUCACUGUUAUUUUUUUAUAUCACACACAGACACACACACAGACUCACCCAUUUUUAUAUGAUGAACUUGUCGUACUGAUAACUUUAUAAACAAAAAAUUAUAAAAAGAAAACAAAAAGGAAAUAAAACAUAAAAAAAUCGUCCUUAGAGCAUUCUCAAAACAAUGUAAUUGCAAUAUGUAUUUAGUAUAUGAAUAAGUUGUUUACCCUAUUUCGUUUAUCCAAGUGUAGAUUUAAUUCGUUUUGUAUUGUUCAUUUGUCGUUUGUGUGGUAAGAGAGGAAAAAAACAAACAAACAAACAAAACAAAGAUGCUUUACUAAGUUAUGUACGUAUGUUAUUCCAACUCCCACCCCUUACUUUUUCUUCUCCAGCUACCACUUCCACAAAUGAAUAGAUUAUGUUAUGUUUAAUUUGUUUAAUCGCCUUGUCUUCGUUUUCCCCGUAUUUUCUUCUAUUAUUGUGAAGGUGCUAGUCUUGCUUAAGUUGUAUUUUUAUUGAAACUAGUUUUCAUUUGUAACGGAAAUAAUAAAUAAUUGUAUAAAAGAAAAACAACCAACAUAACACACACCCACAUCAAGUUAGCCUGCAAUAAAAUAACAACAAUUAAUAAUAAUAAAACAAACUAAUGCAUUCAGUGUAAUAUAAGCGAUUAAUACAGACAAAAAUAAAAAAAGAUGAACACCCGACAGAAUCUCGAAAAAAAACAACAACAAAAUAAUAUGAAUGGAAAAAUGUA